CUCUCUCUCUUGAUUUAUUCCAACCCUUCUCUUCUUCUCUUCCCCGGAAAAAUUUUUCCGCUUUUCUGCUCUCCGAUUCCUCCAGUUCCUCUUUUUCCAUCGAUUUUUAUCCAAAUAUGACGGUAAAGAAAGCAAAGGAAUUGGGUUUUUUAAUCCAUUCUUCCAGGAUUUGGAGGGUUUCUUAACCGUGGAGCGACGGAGAGGGUUCAGAAAUAUAAUUCCCUCGUUCUUCUCCGAUGUCCAACGAGAAGUUAGGGUUCUUGGAAGCGUGUUGAUUUGCCUUCUGAGGGAGAAACUCCGAUCAUCAAAAAAGAGUCGAUCGACGGUCGUAGAUAAAGAAAGGAUUUCAGGCGAUCGAACCCUAGUGGAGCUUUUCUCCAGACUUCUUUGAUCCGCUCAUCAGACGGAGGAGAUCCCUGGAUCAUCCAAUCAUCUUCUAGCCCGAGUUAGGCCGGCUUCUAGAAGAUACGGCGGGGGUCCCCACGGGGGCUUAACGGCGUUCUCUUCUCUUUCCUUUCCUUUUUUUUUCCAAGGCACGGGAGAUGGCGGAGUAGCGGGUCCGCGAUGGCUUGCUGAAUUGGCAAAGACAGUCUCAUGGAAACUUCAUCCAGUGUAAUUGCACUGUUAUCACCCUUGGCAAUGGCAAAGUUCUUACUUCCCCUCCAUUUAUUAAGCACCCUUCUGCUUUCCCUUUUCCCGAUCUCAAACUCCCAAGCAGUGGAAACUCAAGCUCUCCUGCACUUCAAGAGUCAAUUGAUUGAUCCUAUGAAUUAUCUUGGAAGCUGGAAAGAGUCAAACUCCCCAUGCCAGUUUUUUGGUGUCACAUGCAACUCCAACUCUGGGGAAGUUACUGGAAUCUCACUUGCAUAUAAGAACCUUUCUGGAGAGAUCUCACCAUUAAUCUCUGUCCUUAGCGGCCUUGACACACUUCUUCUUCAGGAAAAUUCCAUCUCAGGCGCUGUUCCUUCUGAGUUGAAGAAUUGUGUUAGUCUUCAGGUCCUCAAUCUCUCGAUGAACAGUUUAACAGGCCAAUUGCCAGAUCUUUCAGCCUUAAGGAACUUAAAAGUUCUUGAUUUGUCUACAAAUGGCUUUUCCGGUAAGUUUCCAGCUUGGAUUGGGAGUCUAUCAGGUCUGGUUGCACUGGGUCUUGGUCAGAAUAACUUCAAGGAGGGAGAGAUUCCACCAACUAUUGGAAAUUUGAAGAACCUAACAUGGCUUUACUUGGCUAAAUGUAAUCUGAGAGGAGAGAUUCCAGCUUCUGUAUUAGAAUUAACAUCACUAGGAACUUUAGAUUUCUCCCGGAACCAAAUUUCAGGAACACUUCCUAGAGAAAUUUCGAAGCUACAGAAGCUAUACAAGAUUGAGCUCUACCAGAAUAAUUUAACCGGAGAGAUCCCACCUGGGCUUGCAAACCUCACUCACUUGCGUGAACUUGACAUUUCCCGGAAUCAAAUGACUGGAAAAAUUCCUGCUGAGCUUGGUAAUCUUAAGAAUUUCACUGUCAUCCAGUUAUAUAGUAACAACUUCUGGGGUGAACUCCCCAAAGGAUUUGGAGACUUGCAGUUUCUCAUUUCAUUUUCUAUCUAUGAGAAUAAUUUUUCUGGAGAAUUCCCAGUAAAUAUCGGCCGGUUUUCACCACUCAACGCUUUGGACAUAUCAGAGAACAACUUCUCCGGUGAAUUCCCAAGGUUCUUGUGCCAAAACAACAAUCUGCAGUUCUUGCUCGCACUCGAUAAUAACUUCUCAGGUGAAUUUCCUGAUUCUUAUGCUAACUGCAAGUCUUUGCAGAGGUUCCGAAUUAGCCAGAAUCGCUUCACAGGGAGACUUCCAGAUGGGUUGUGGGGACUGCCAUAUGCCACCAUCAUUGAUAUAGCAGACAAUGCUUUCAUUGGAGGGAUAUCUUCAGAGAUUGGGACCUCAACUAUCUUGAAUCAAUUGUGUGUGCAAAAUAACAAGCUUUCUGGUGAGAUUCCUGUGGAGAUAGGAAAGUUAUCCCAGCUGCAGAAAUUAUAUGCUUCCAGUAAUUCUUUCUCAGGUCAGAUACCAUUUGAAAUUGGAAAUCUGGACCGGUUGACAUCUUUGCAUUUGGAGGAUAAUGCUCUAACUGGGUCUAUACCAUCUGAACUCGGUUCAUGUAGUAGACUGGUAGAGAUUGAUCUUGCACAGAAUGCAUUGAGUGGUAACAUUCCAGGAACACUCUCCCAGUUGGCCUCUCUCAAUUCAAUAAAUCUUUCACAGAACCUGAUUGCUGGCCCUGUUCCAGAUAGUUUACAAUCAUUGAAGCUAAGCUCCAUUGACUUUUCCAAGAACCGAUUAACAGGAAGGGUUCCUCUGGGUCUUCUAAUGAUUGCUGGAGAUGGAGCAUUUUCUGGCAAUCCUGGUCUAUGUAUUGAUGGAAAGUCAGGAAGUGAAGGGGGUCCUGACUUGGGCAUUUGCAAGAUGGAUGGCAGGCACAAGGAUAUCUUAGGAAAUAGACUGGUUCUGAUAUCAAUCAUUUUAUCAGCUAUGGUCAUGCUUUUAGCUGGUUUAGUGUUUGUGAGUUAUAGGAGCUUCAAGCUUGAGGAAUCUGAUAGAGAGAAGGAUCUGGAGGAGGGCAUGCACAAUGACUCAAAUUGGAAAGUGGAAUCUUUCCAACCGCCAGAACUUGAUGCAGAAGAGAUAUGUAAGUUGGAAGAGGAAAAUUUAAUUGGAAGCGGGGGCACUGGUAGAGUUUAUCGAUUAGAGCUGAAGAACAGAGGCACAGUCGCGGUGAAGCAAUUAUGGAAAGGGAAUGGAGCAAAAGUUUUGAUGGCAGAAAUAGAUAUAUUGGGGAAGAUCAGGCAUAGAAACAUACUGAAGCUAUAUUCCUGCUUCACCAGAGGGGAGCUUAAUUUUCUUGUAUAUGAGUACAUGCCUAAUGGGAAUCUUUAUCAAGCUCUUCAUCGGGAAAUCAAAUGUGGGCAACCAGAGCUGGACUGGAACAAGCGGUACAAGAUUGCUGUGGGUGCAGCGAAGGGAAUCAUGUAUCUUCACCAUGAUUGUUCACCAGCCAUCAUACACAGGGAUAUAAAAUCCACCAACAUAUUGCUGGAUGAUGAAUAUGAAGCAAAAAUUGCUGAUUUUGGGAUAGCAAAGAUAGCUGAGGAAUCAGAUUUAAGUUGUUUUGCUGGUACACAUGGUUACAUUGCUCCUGAACUUGCAUAUUCACUCAAGAUAACUGAAAAGAGCGAUGUCUAUAGUUUUGGUGUUGUCUUGCUAGAAUUGCUUACUGGCCGUAGUCCUAUAGAACCUCAGUUUGGUGAAGGCAAAGAUAUUGUCUGUUGGGUUUCAAUGCAUCUCAGUGGCCAAAAUGUCGCAGAAGUUCUUGACCCUAGGGUGUCAAGUUCUGUGGAAGAUGAAAUGAUAAAAGUUUUGAAGGUUGCUAUUUUGUGUAUUACCAAGUUGCCAACUUUGCGCCCGACCAUGAGGGAGGUGGUAAAUAUGCUUAUCAAUGCUGAUCCUUGCACACCAAUUAUGAGGGAAAAGAACUGUGGUAAGAGCUGAUAGUUUUAUUGGGCAGGCUCUUUUGUACAAUGACUAUAGAUGUUUUAGAACAUUGAAGUUAAUGUUUAGUCAGUAUAGGCUCUGGAUGCUUAUAACUCGGUUCAAUCUAGGUAUCAAUCUAAGUGUAACGUAAAUUACAAGUUCCAAGGAGUGUUGUCUUCAAGUGGAUACAUCUGGUUUUAUAAGUGGAUGUACUGGGCUUUAUGCCGUGUAUGAUUAUAGUGUGUUGAUUGACUUUUCUGUCUAAUGAAAAGCGAUUCUUAUUUUAUAUACCUAAA
Phoenix dactylifera (date palm) is the source of this 3800-nucleotide messenger RNA. Its product is annotated as receptor protein-tyrosine kinase CEPR2-like. Gene Ontology annotation, biological process: protein phosphorylation. The record is from RefSeq and is a predicted model, not a curated record. Gene Ontology annotation, molecular function: ATP binding; protein kinase activity; protein binding. Lineage: Eukaryota; Viridiplantae; Streptophyta; Magnoliopsida; Arecales; Arecaceae.